This is a messenger RNA of Cinclus cinclus, 1418 nucleotides long. RefSeq names its product SDE2 telomere maintenance homolog (gene SDE2). The coding region runs from base 4 to 1347 and encodes 447 amino acids. The transcript has 7 exons. Gene Ontology annotation, cellular component: nucleus. Lineage: Eukaryota; Metazoa; Chordata; Aves; Passeriformes; Cinclidae. The record is from RefSeq and is a predicted model, not a curated record.
GCGAUGGCGGCGCCGGGAGCGGAGCUGCUGUGGGUGCGGGACCCGCUGGGGUCGCGGGUGCGGCCGCUGCCGCUGCCCCCCGGGGGCGGCUCCGUGCUCUGCCUCCGCCGCGACCGCGCCCGGGAGCUGAACGUCCCAGAAGAAAGCUUGUAUGUGAAGUGUAAUGGGCAACUGGCCAGCGAUGAAGAUGAGUUGCAGAGUGGAGUCAUUUAUAGCCUGGAGCCGAGACUUUGUGGUGGAAAAGGAGGGUUUGGGUCGAUGCUGCGAGCCCUCGGUGCUCAGAUUGAGAAGACAACAAACAGGGAGGCUUGUCGAGAUCUCAGUGGAAGGAGACUGCGGGAUGUCAAUCACGAGAAAGCGUGGUGGAAGCAUUCUGUAAGUGCAAAGCAGCCAGCUGCUGUUACGCCAGACGCUGUAAACGCUGAUUUUGGUGGUUGUGUGGCCUGCAGGAUGGCUGAGUGGGUGAAGAAGCAGGCGGAGCGGGAGGCGGAGAAGGAGCAGCGGCGCCUGGAGAGGCUGCAGCGGAAGCUGGCGGAGCCGCGGCACACGUUCACCGACCCCGAGUACGAGCGGCAGUACCGCGAGAUGGCCGAGCGCCAGGAGGAGUCCCUGCGCAUCGGCUUGCAGGUUAUUGCCAGCAAAGCGGUGUCGUCAGAAAGUGGCAAGAGUCGGAAGCGUCUGGGUGAGCCUGGAAAGAGCGAAACAAAAUCUGAAAAAAGAAAGUGUCCUUGGCCAGGAUUGGACGAGGCCACAGGCUCAGGCUGUGAGGAUGACAAUAAGGAUGACUCCCCUUGUGCAUCUGACAGAAGCUGUCCAUCAGGCAGCAGUGCUAAUGGAAGUGUUGGAAAUUCAGAUGAGUGUUCAAGCAGCUCUGUGGCUUCAGCAGAGGACAGUCCAUCUACCAGUGCAAGUCAGAAACCACUGGAGCAGCCAGACAGUCCUGGAAGAGAUCUGCAAGGAGAGGUGUGCACAGGUGGGCAGGCUGAAAUUCUGUCUGAAGAAAACAGCAAAAUGACAGAGCCCUCAAAGGAAGAGGCCCAAGGAAAGAAUGGAUUGACUCAAGCUCCAAAAGAAGAGCAAGAGCACAUUCCUGCUAAGGCACAGGAAACAAACGAGUCACAGAGCACAGAGGUGGAACCAAUAGACCUGCUGGCAUUCAACUCUGCUGCUGAACUGGAAGCCCUGGGUUUGGAGAGGCUGAAAAUGGGAUUGAUGUCUUUGGGACUGAAAUGUGGAGGCACUUUGAAGGAAAGAGCAGCAAGGCUUUUUUCAGUGAGAGGUCUGUCUAGAGACCAGAUCAAGCCAUCCCUAUUUGCAAAGCCUCCUAAAGGGAAAACCUCUGGUUAGAUUUGGGAAUAUUUACCUUUUUUGUUUUGUGUAUUUGAUGUUAUUAAAUAAAAGUUCUUGGUAUCCUUUCA